Tripterygium wilfordii is the source of this 1615-nucleotide messenger RNA. RefSeq names its product protein HEAT INTOLERANT 4-like. Gene Ontology annotation, biological process: regulation of cellular response to heat. The transcript has 14 exons. Bases 153 to 1175 code for a protein of 340 amino acids. Lineage: Eukaryota; Viridiplantae; Streptophyta; Magnoliopsida; Celastrales; Celastraceae. The record is from RefSeq and is a predicted model, not a curated record.
CACCUCUCUCUCUCCUUCUGUUCUCCACAACGCGCUCUCUCUCAAAUUCAAAUCCGGAUCCACAUCCACCGCUGUCGAUUUCGACUCCGAAUCCUCUCUCUCUCUCGCUCUAAAUUAUCUUAUCCGAAGAACUGUUUCGCUCUCUAGAAACAAUGAGGAAAGGAGCUAAGAGGAAGACGAGAGAGGCCAAACCAUCGUCGUCGCAAGAGAACCACAAAGAAACCAAAAAAGCCGCUUCUCGAGCCAAGCGGGUCAAGGCAUCCAAACCCGAGACAGAGCCUGAGUACUUUGAGGAUAAGCGGAACUUGGAAGAUUUAUGGAAGGAAGCAUUUCCUGUUGGGACAGAGUGGGAUCAAUUGGACUCGGUCUACCAGUUCAAUUGGAACUUCUCGAAUUUAGAAGAUGCAUUUAAAGAGGGUAAAAAGCUACAUGGGAAGAAAGUUUAUCUCUUUGGUUGUACAGAGCCUCAAUUGGUCCAUUUCAAGGGUGAAAGCAAAAUCGUAUGCAUACCUGUGGUAGUGGCUGUUGUAUCUCCUUUCCCCCCUUCAGAUAAGAUUGGGAUUAACUCUGUUCAAAGAGAGGCCGAAGAAAUAGUUCCGAUGAAACAAAUGAAAAUGGACUGGGUUCCAUACAUUCCCCUCGAAGAUAGAGACGUGCGAGUGGACAGGCUAAAAUCACAAAUAUUUAUUCUGAGCUGUACUCAGAGAAGGACUGCUCUGAAACAUUUGAAGAUAGACCGGCUUAAGAAAUAUGAGUACUGCCUGCCUUAUUUCUACCAACCACUCAAGGAAGAUGAGCUCGAACAGAGCACUGAGGUUCAAAUCAUUUAUCCAGCUGAGCCAAAACCGGUUUUCUGUGAAUUUGAUUGGGAGUUGGAUGAACUUGAGGAGUUCACUGAUAAUCUUAUCAAGGAGGAGGAAUUGUCUGAAGAUCAGAAAGAUGCUUUUAAGGAUUUUGUUAAAGAGAAAGUUCGUGAAGCAAAGAAAGCAAAUCGAGAGGCAAGAGAGGCCAGGAAGAAAGCCCUUCAAGAAAUGAGUGAGGAAACUAAGGCCGCAUAUGAAAAUAUGAGUUUUUAUAAGUUUUAUCCUGUAUCUACUCCAGAUUCACCUGAUGUAUCAACUGUUAAGUCUCCCUUUAUAAACAGGUACUAUGGGAAGGCUCAUGAGGUCCUGUGAUGGGUCAUUGAACUGUGCUGAGAUUAAAGGAUAGAUGUUACUAGCCCGCUUGGCUGUUGAAGGCAUCUUUUUAUGUCAAACAUGACAAUUGUUCGGAAGGCAUGCUCCUGCUGCUGCCCAUAUUCAUAUUUCCUUGAUCAUUCAUGGUGAGAAAGAUGCAAACUUACGGUUUCAUUAGAUUUAGAUGAAUUCAUUGCCGCUCUAGUUGCCAGAUAGAAUUUGUACAACACAAUGUUGAGGUGUGAUACCUUUGAGCUUCAGGUCCUUAAAUUUUCCUGUAGCUUGAAUUGUCUCUGUUCCCUUCAUCUCUUCAUUCUCUUGAGAAAGUUCUUAUCAAAGAACCUGAAUUUUUGUAUGAUCAGUUCAAUUUAGAGCAAAUGAAUGGCAAUAUUCGUUUAAAGUUAUACACUUAUAUGGUACGGUAAUACAAUUAUAUGUAA